AUGGCGGGAGCGCAAACGAUCAAACAAGCAAAAGCCUCAUUUGCAGCGCGCGGUCGACCAUCGCUGAACGCGCAGGAACAGCGACAAUUGGAGCGGGGAUUGGAAUUGGAGCAGCGGGCAGAGCGGGCCAAGGAGCAGGAGAAGCGGAGGGUGGCGGCGGCGAAGAAACGAGCGGAGAAUGAGCGGAAGGGGCAGAAUGAUCGACAGAGGGCGCUGUUGGGGACACAGAGGAGGAAGGAUCGCUUUGGGUAUGUGAGCAGUCAGUUUCAUCUCGGCGCUUUUCUCAACAAGAAGAAAGUGGAGGUGGAAGAGACGGUGGUGGAGGAGGAGGACGUUGACGAGGAGGAUUUGUUCGGGGAUGAUGGACUAGACGACGAAGUCAUGUUGAACGCAUUGGAUGCUCCUGUUGAGCAUGCAAGAUCGGAUUCGGUGGUGAUGAUGCCAGUACUUGCACCUCCCACAAUCCGACGUUGGCAAUCUGCUCCGGUUGUAGAAGACCUGGAUCGGCUCUGGGACGACUUGGAAAGUAGCACACAAAUUGCAAGGGAAUUGGCGGGGAAUGAGGACGAUAUGGAAAUGCCAGUCAAGAGUGCAUCGACUAGGAGUGCUUCUUUUGGUUCCCUUGACUUUGAUCUCACGGCAGAUGAUCUAGAUCAACUGGAUCCUCCAAACGCUUCGAGGCAGGAACAAUAUUCUUUUGGUUCCGUUGAUUUUGAUCUCACGGCAGACGAUCUGGAUCGGCUGGAUCCUCCAAACGCGUCGAGGCAGUGA
This is a messenger RNA of Ramularia collo-cygni, 771 nucleotides long. RefSeq lists its product as uncharacterized. The transcript has a single exon. The coding region runs from base 1 to 771 and encodes 256 amino acids. The record is from RefSeq and is a predicted model, not a curated record. Lineage: Eukaryota; Fungi; Ascomycota; Dothideomycetes; Mycosphaerellales; Mycosphaerellaceae.